This is a messenger RNA of Sceloporus undulatus (fence lizard), 2279 nucleotides long. It is a transcript of the gene GPR65, whose product is annotated as G protein-coupled receptor 65. The record is from RefSeq and is a predicted model, not a curated record. Lineage: Eukaryota; Metazoa; Chordata; Lepidosauria; Squamata; Phrynosomatidae. Gene Ontology annotation, cellular component: membrane. Gene Ontology annotation, molecular function: G protein-coupled receptor activity. Bases 396 to 1421 code for a protein of 341 amino acids. The transcript has 4 exons. Gene Ontology annotation, biological process: G protein-coupled receptor signaling pathway.
UUUUUUGUUUGGCACGCCGCUGAGAACUGGUUUUAGGUACAGAGCUUUUAGCAAGAUUCAUAUCAUCUUUAGUUGUUGUUAUUGCAGUUUUCUGCAGGUUAGGUAUCUUAAGGCAGAGAGAACAAUGCAGGAUCAGAAGAUGUGUGAGAAUCAGAGACUAUGAACCACAGAUGUGUGGAAGAAAACCCACUGUUGGGGAAUUUCUGUCAUAUUAGUGGCACACAAAAGCAAAAUGAAGCAAAAUCGAUGAAUGGAGUCCUUACUUUUUAAUGAAGAGUAAUAACUGGAUGAGAAAGAACUUACGGUUCACCAUUUUGUAACCCAACUAGAGAGGUAUCAACAAGAAGAAACCCCAAACAUCUCCCUACCUGCAAGCAGGCAUUCCUAAUGGAAGCAUGAACUCUACUGCACAUAACGAUAUAUGUGAGAUAAAUCAUGAACUAGAUGAAUAUUUGUUUCCAGUUCUCUACAGCAUUUUGAUGAUCAUUAGCAUUCCUGCCAACCUUGCAUCCCUUUUCAUUUCCUGCUGCCAGGUGAAGAAAAAAAAUGAGCUAGGCAUCUAUCUUCUCAGUCUAUCUUUAGCUGAUCUACUCUACACGCUAACUCUACCUCUUUGGAUUUACUAUGCACAGAAUGGGGAUGACUGGAGACUUUCCCCAGACCUUUGCAAGUUGUCUGUUUUUCUCAAAUACUUAAAUUACUACACCAGCUCGGGAUUUCUCACCUGCAUUUCUCUUGACAGAUACUUUGCUAUAGUUCACCCACUGAGGUUUCAUUAUUUACGUACAAGAAGAUUUGCCUUGCUUAUUUCUGCCUUAGUUUGGGGUUUUGAAAUCAUGUCAAACUUUCAGAUUUUAAAACAAGAAGAGAUAUUUCCAGAACAUGAUAACUCAAAAGAGACCAACCACACUUUAUGCUAUGAUACAUACCCUCUACAGGAAUGGCAAGCUUGGUUGAACAUUUACCGGGUUGGAGUAGGAUAUAUGAUCCCUUUGAUUAUCAUGGUGUUUUGCUACCAGAAAAUAUACCGAGCUGUGGAGCAUAAUCAAGCGACACAAGAGUGUGACAAGAGGAAAAUCAAACACUUACUGUUGAGCAUCAUUGCCACUUUCUUUUUGUGUUUCACUCCCUACCAUGUUGUUCUUUUUCUGCGGAGCAUCAUGGAGCGGCACAACUGUUCCAUUGCCAAGGUGAUGUUCACACCUUACAGAAUCACAACUGCACUGACGAGUUUAAAUUGUAUAGCUGACCCAAUUCUCUAUUGCUUUGUGAGUGAAACUGGUAGAACAGAUAUCUGGAAUAUGUUCAAGUGUGACCUUUCUGUCAGCCAACCAGAGGUACAAAAGACCCAAAACUUUGUUGUGUCCAGAGGUUCACAGUAUAAAACCAAUAAUGUGCCAGAAUCAGCAACAUUCUUAUAGACCAUCAGACAACAUACUGCCAAAGUAAAAUUUGGUGAAAAUGGAAUAUUAUCUUAUUCCUCCCAUUUCUUUUCUAAGAUUGAAAACAACCUCCUUCUAGCCACUGGCCAGAAGAGUCUGCAGAUAAGGUUGAUCCAAGACAUCUUCUUCUUGUGGCCAAGACAAGAUGGUGCCUUCUCCCCAUACCACCUGCCCAACUGCUCAGAACUGACAGUGAAAUUUUAUUCCAGUUUGUUAUUAUUUGCCAUUAAGUCAACUUCAAUUUAUGGUUACCCUAUGAAUGAGAGACCUUAAUGAAGUCUGAUCAACAGCCCUCCUCACCUCUUGCAAACUCAGGGUUAUGGCUUCCUUGAUUGAAUCAAAGCAAUAUUGGUAGACCAAACAGCACUUUCCACUGUACCAGAGGAUAAAAGGAUAUCUAGAGGGCUGAUCAUAUGACGGUAACAACUAAAUCCUCAAGGAAAUUGCCUGAAAAGCUUAGGAGGAAAGAGGGAUGCUACUUAACCUCCCCCCAGCCUCUUCCACCUGCAGUGCUUGGUUUAUUCUGCCUCAUAGUAGAGCCAGACACGUUACAGAUUAACAGAGGGACUACUUCUCUGUGUUGAUAUAUCUUUAAGCCUCUGACUCUACCUACAGCUCUUUCUUCUUUCUCCUUCAGUAGAGAAGCCUGAAACUUUGGUUAUGGCAUCAUGUGCCCUAGGCCAGAAGACACCAUCAUACACCAGUGUAUCCUUAAUAUUUUACACUGAAGCUUUGUGAUGGAUUUUACUGAUUGUUAAAUUCUUUGAAAAUCCAUCUUAGCAAAAAAGAAGGGUAUAAAUGUUAGAAAUGACUAGAAUUUUAUUAUAUAUAAUAAAA